Aspergillus wentii DTO 134E9 is the source of this 1563-nucleotide messenger RNA. Its product is annotated as putative histone acetyltransferase Spt10. The transcript is spliced from 2 exons. Bases 1 to 1563 code for a protein of 520 amino acids. The record is from RefSeq and is a predicted model, not a curated record. NCBI's taxonomy places the organism in Eukaryota, Fungi, Ascomycota, Eurotiomycetes, Eurotiales, Aspergillaceae.
AUGCCCGCGGUCCAUGGAGAUCUGACGACUCCAGUAGCAGCCAACGAUGAAGAGCUUCCGUUUACGAUUUCUCCCCGGCAGGUGGUCCUGAGGGAUCGAGUCACAGUCGCUACGUUGGUGCCUUUCUCGCCAAUGGACGAGGUGCCUCGAUCUUUGCUAAAGUAUCUAUCGGACCAACUCAACAAGGAGAUCGAAAAAGGUGACACGUAUGCUAUGAUUGAUCCCAUUCAGUUGGAUCUGUUCAGGCUGUAUUGGUUCUCCAACUUUAGUGCUAUCAUGGUCAUGGGUGAUGUGAAGGAUGUACACGACAUCCAGGCCAUGGAUAAGAACGGGACCGACUGGGCUAAGAUCUGCCUGGGCAGCUUCACGGUUAGACCGAACUACCCAGGCCGUAGUAGUCACGUCUGCAAUGGCAUGUUUCUUGUCACGGAUGCUGCUCGAAAUAGGGGUGUUGGUAGACUAAUGGGAGAAGGAUACUUGGAUUGGGCUCCCCGGUUGGGAUACACAUACGCUGUCUUCAACCUGAUUUAUGAGACCAAUGUGGCUUCCUGUCGUAUAUGGGAUUCCUUGGGCUUCAAACGGAUUGGUAAAGUACCUGGAGGUGGUAGAUUGACCUCCGGAGAGUACGUUGAUGCAAUCAUCUAUGGUCGAGAUUUAAAUACCGAAGGGGAUGAUUCCAUCACCCAGGAUCGAUUCGAUAAGAUCAGGUAUUAUCUCAAGCAUUCCAAAUAUCCCAGGGGUGCGGAUAGAGCCGAAAAGAGCCGGCUCAGGAGUGCGGCCACUCAUUAUAAGCUUAUUGGCGGGGAGAAUGGCAAGCCUGAAAAACUGAUGCUGAAGGACAAAGAGGUGGUGUCGGAUCCCCAGCAGCAGUAUGAUAUUGCUCGGGAUAUUCAUGUCCAGCAGCAUGCAGGAAUCAAUAAAACCACUGCUGCCAUUGCCGUUCAGUACCACUGGGUGCGGAUCAAAGAAACCGUCAGCCGAGUCAUCAGAGAUUGUCCACAAUGCAAGGAAACCCUUAAACAACCUACAACAAAUGAAUUCAGAGGCGAAGACGGUUCUGAAGUUGAGGAUGAUAUGAAGCCAGGCUUGCGGGAGAGUGGGACAGGCCUGUCACCCAACGGGACUAUUGGAACAAACCAGCUUAUGAACGAUAACCCCAUCGAUCCGUCUCCCAACCAUAAUCCCUUUAUUUCACCGCAUCCACCUGCCGUUCCAGGGGCCGUCGAAUCCAUGAGUGACUAUACGGCAAUACCUCUUGAUCCCCAGAUUAUCGACAUCCACCAGCAUCUCCCUCGAUUCCAACACCCAGAUACUAUGACCGAUCCAUAUGCACACGGAUCUCACAAUUUACCCAGCUCAAAUUUUGAUGACGAGGUACGGCAGCAUGCUUCUCAUGACUAUCAAAUGAUGAUGGACGAUACAUCUGAUGGAGAAACCGGGGCGGCGCUACGUCAAGAAGCGCUCAGGCUAGUAAAUUCACAAGCACAUGAAGUGCAGCAACAACAGGAGAUAUUAUCCAAGUAUGAGUAUUCCGAACGACCAGAUGAUUUGGAUUUUUCUUGA